Etheostoma cragini (Arkansas darter) is the source of this 2582-nucleotide messenger RNA. It is a transcript of the gene hrob, whose product is annotated as homologous recombination factor with OB-fold. The transcript is spliced from 10 exons. Gene Ontology annotation, biological process: recombinational repair. The record is from RefSeq and is a predicted model, not a curated record. The coding region runs from base 269 to 2113 and encodes 614 amino acids. NCBI's taxonomy places the organism in Eukaryota, Metazoa, Chordata, Actinopteri, Perciformes, Percidae.
AAACGAAGAUACUUGGGUGGGAGGAGUGAAUCGUCACGCUGUGUCCUAACCCUCUUUGUAAAACCUCUCCUACGUCAUUACGUCGUGUUUGAACGUGACGGCGCGGCACCUAGCAGUAGCUCAACCCACCUAAAGUUUUCAUUUAGCUCUCUGGCUGUGGGAGCCAAACAACAAAAUAACUAUUUAUACGCAGUGAUUGAAUGGCAUCCGAUGUCACAGUAAGUUUUGGGUGCAAACUGAUCAAAUACAGCUUCCAUCGCGAUAUCUCAUGACUGCGAUGACCUGCAGAUUAACUGGCCUGUUUAGCAUUGGUGAGGACUUUGAUGAUGAGGACCUGCUCGGGACAGACUGGGAUGUCCGCUCAGCGUCUGGACCAGCCGAUGUAGCAUCUGCUGUGUCAUCCUGCACUCUGCGGGCUUCCUCUGUUGCUCACAGACAGCCGGAGGAGAAAAAGUGCCUCAGGCAAACUGGAGAGAGAUCAGCCGUCCUGUGUAAUGGCACAGCAUCAAGGAGCAGCACGCACACUGCUGCUGGACAAACUGUUGCUCUGGGUUGGAGCUCCGCUCAGCCCCGCCCUCCCACGCCGAACACCUCUCAGCCUCUUUUGGCCUCAGAACAGAGUGGCGGCAACCCCGAGGGGCCGCAGAAGCCCAGCGUGGCUCAGGAUGAUUUUGAUGAUUGGGAUGUUGAUCUGGCAGAUCUGGAUGAGUUUGACGGCCACACGGGGCAGCCUCGUGCUCCAACCCCACCUGCGCCCGCGGUCAGUCCUGCUUUUUUUGCCAAAACGCUGCGCCCCCCGACCUGUGGGGCGAGUCAGACACAACCUAAUCGGACCCUGAGAGACUUAAGCACUGCACGCCAGGCUUCUGGCUCAUCUACUCGUGACCUACCUCCUCGGAGCUCCCCCACUCCUGUUCUGCGAUCCCUGAAUCCCCGUGCUCUUUGCGUGCCAGCCCCUCCACAGAGUCCUGGUGUUUUUCCUGGCCUUACUGCGCCUUCUCCUGGCCCCAGCCUCAUUACCAGGACACUAAACAGACCUCAGAGACCAUGGGCAUCUCCCGUGCCCUCCCCUCAGACACGCGUCCUCUUUGAGACGGUCUCCCCAGCGUCCUCUUCCUCCCCCUGUGUGAGCUCUCUGAGCCCUUAUCCCCUUCACACACCGGUCCUCACCAACCACCUGGUCCAGUUGGUCUCAGCCUCCAAUAAGCAUCCUAAGAAGCGGCCUCGCUCUGAGCCUCACCAGCCCAGGACCCGGCGCUUCCCCGGCCCCGCUGGAUUCUUGCCACAGCAGCCGCAGGGUCAGAGCCUGGACCACAUCGUGGUUUCUGUUCCUCAGACUCCUGCUCACGGUGUUGUGGCCCGGUCGCCAAGCCAGGGCUCCAGCUCGCAGACUGAAGAGGAGGAGUUCAGCGGCGGUGCCUGGGCAGCGAUGAAGGCUGAGAUGGGAUUGGAUGAGAGGAACCCCUCGUGCUUCCUGCACUCCUACAGCGUGGUGAUGGUGCUCCGAAAGGCUGCACUGAAACAGCUGGCGAGAAACAAAGUGCCCAACAUGGCCGUGCUCCUGAAGAGCAUCAUCCCCACACAUGCUGACGCCAAGGUUGUGUUUAAAGACCCAACAGGGGAGAUUCAGGGAACAGUGCAUCGGCGUCUCCUGGAGGACCGAGUGGAGGAGCUGAAGGUGGGAGCUGUACUCCUUCUCAAACAAGUGGGUGUGUUUUCUCCCUCCCAUCGUAACCAUUACCUGAACGUGACGCCCAACAACCUGCUGAGGAUCUACGCCCCCGAUGGAGUCAGCCUGUCCUCCGCUCAGCUCCCCCCACUCGUCCUGGAGCCGAUGAUGCAGCCACCUGCUCGGCCUUCCUCCGCCCUCCUCCGGGAGCCCGUGUCCCGGAUGCAGCUGAUGUUUGACGAGGAGGAUGACGAAGGACUAGAGGAGGGGAAAUGCUCAGAAGCAGGCGAAGACCCUAAAACCCCAGGAGACGCUGGAGGCGGGUCCAGCAGAGGCUCCAGAGACCCUUCUGGGAACACAGCAGCACAGGACUCAGGCUGGGAUGCAGAUGAUGACCUGGACGAGCUCCUGGGAGAGUUACCCGAGGACACCUACAGCCUUUGACGUUACGUCAGCAAACCUUCUGUACACACCGUCUCCGCUGACCGGAGUUAUUUGACGACUGAACGACAGUAAACGCGUCAUCUUUUGUUUUCGUCGACAUCACCUUUUGAAAUCCCAAUUUCGUGACACUGAAGAACCUGUGCGUGUAUAUAUGUUGUAAAGACUUCCUUUUUUUCUUCAAUUUGUCAACUGUGUUUGAUAUCCAGUUCAUAAAUCCCACUGAGGAGUUAAUUUCGCUGUUACUGUGUCAUUUGUAUGCAUCCCUGAAGCAUCACUCAAUGCCAACACAUGAUCAUUUAUUAAUUACAAAAGCUCCAAAAGUCCUGCUUCGUGUCUUACAUUCUCAAAGAAUAUAAUCAGUCUAAGAUUGUCUACAUUUGUAUUAGGGAUGCAACCCCUUCACUUUAUUUUCAUUGUGAGCCGUUGUUGCACUUACUUCAGAAACCUUGAAAUAAACAACUAAUCUACA